ACGUAAUAGGGAUGUCUCAUGGCAGACUAGCAGCCAGUCCUGAAAGUAAAAGCAGUCGCGAAACUCCUCGGACCUCCUGCUACUGUGUGACUACAUUCUUCCUUCGCCACUUCGUUAACGUGAGACAACAACCAGUUCACAGACAGGGUGGAAAGUGUAUUUUAAGCGAAGAGCAACUUCUUUUGCGUCAACUUAACUGAGUCCAGCAGCCGUUCAGCCACGACCACACCCUCCUUGCUUCCUCAUAGUACUGUAGCGGGAGCGCGCAGCACGACUUUGAAUCUCUGGGAAUAACGGCCACUUCUUCCAACUACGUCUUCAGGUUGUUGACAGUGGAACCUCCCGAUACAAGUGAGUUAAAUGUUCGAAGACCAGAGACUGGUGCGGAUAUGAGAAGCAAAGCCCCUCGGAAGAUAUGCGGGGCUAUACAAUAUCUGGUCCCGAGUUAAGACGCGGAGGAAGAGGAGGAGGUGGAGGGCGGACAGACGGACGAUGCAUAUGGAGUCGAAGCGACCGGAGCAACUGCUAGCUUCUAACCCAGGGCUCUGUCUGAAAAAGAAAAGGUUGAAAGUGGAUUGACGGCUCUGUGUUGGAAAGUCGUCCUUUCGGUGGAUUUUACUUGGGAGGACUCAUGAAAUGAUGGUGCUGGAGGGAAACACAAAUCUUCCCGCUGUCCAGAAGAGCUGCCCGGGUGGAGCCCUGUUUGUAACCGGCAUGAGUACGCCAGGCCGGUCAAACUCAUCGGGAACAAGUCGGACAAGGUCUCGGUGCUGUUUCAGGCUACUUGCUCUGCUGCGAGUGGACACAAAAUGAUAUUCUGUCGAUUAUAGUGAAAAGACUGAAAAGCCAUUUAAGUUACUAAAUGUUAAGCUGAUGUUGUUCUUGGCUGUAGUCAUAAAAAGACCCCAAGAAAGACAUCUAACGUUUCACAAAUAGCACAGAGUCAGUUCAGCAGAUGUCAUUCCAAUCGGGACGUGUUCUUCUUUCAAACGUUAACGAGCUGUUGACAUUUUUUUUUCAUUUUAAAGAUUGUCAGUCUGCACUUUGCCCUUCAGAAGGCACCUUGGUGGCACUGCAGUUUGUGUGUUAUUUCUUUUUUAAUUCAACAACCUGUGAAUUCUUCUGUUCCAUGAAAACCUGGGACGACAAUGAGCAUAUUGACUUUUGGAUUAUGUUGUUUAGGGCAUUUAAAUGAGUGAAGAUGAAAUCAUAUAGCUCAUUACACUGAUUACUCUGAAGUUGUGGAGAUUUUGGUGGACUGUGUUACAUAGUAUAUUACUAAUAACCAAGGCCGAUCAUAGUUAGACUUUUAUUAUAGUAUACUUUAGAGACGCAACAGUUCAUACUGGUGAAUGUUAUUCAUACAGAAGUAAAUGCAGUCAUUGAGUUUAGCUCUUUCUACAUGUUUACAUUGAGACUUCAUGUUCUGUGUGUACAGUUGGUGACUUUUACUCUGAAGGAAAUUAAGGAAGACUGUUUGGCCAGUUAUUUAAAUGAGUGUGUAGAAAGCAGGGAGGUGAGGCUGAUCUUGGAAAUGUCUUAAACAGUGAGAUGCAGUGUGCAGCAACAGAAAACUAUAAAUAACCGAACCCCUCCAGAAGAGCAGUUUGACCCCCGCCCCAGCCCCCCUCCUUAUUAUGGCUAGUGGUGGCUCUGGCAAAUCGGCUAGCGAGGGAUCCCCCAGCACACCCAGUGUCAGCUUGCAGCAGAGGAAGCGUCUCUCCUCCAUCUGUGACACAUGUAAGGGCAAAAUGCAGUUGGUAGCCGACCUCCUUCUGCUGUCCAGCGAGACCAGGCCGGUCAUGACCUCUGAGGGCGUGGCAGUGGCAGAUACCUUCGACCAGUGCCGCGACACAGUCAUCGCCAGGACUAAAGAGCUCUCCAUCCUCACCCACGACAUCCAGAGCCAGCUCAACAUGGGCCGCUUCACAGAGGUGGGGGACCGUCUGUUGGAGGUGGCCGACCUGGUGGUGUCUUUGACCGAGUGCUCGGCCCACGCCGCUUACCUGGCAGCCGUGGAGACCCCCGGCUCUCAGCCCUGCCUGCCGGGCCUGGUGGACCGCUACAAGGUGACCCGCUGCCGGCACGAAGUGGAGCAGAGCUGCGGCAUCCUUCGAGUCACACCCCUGCCAGACCUCACCCCCCAGCUCCUCCUCGAGCUCUCUCAGAACAUCUCCACCAACCUCAAGAAUCUGACGGACAUCUCCUCAGUAGCCAGCGAGAGGUCCAGGGACCGCUUUGCCAAAGAGCAGUUCAAACUGAGUGUCAAGAGCAUGAGCACCAGCGGCACAGCCUUCCUGGCGUGUGUCAAAGAGGUGAAAACCCAACCCAGUGAGCUGACGAGGAGCCGCUGUGUUCUCUUUAGUGCGGCGCUGGUCCAGGCUGUCAGUGCCCUGGUCGGGUUUGCCACAGAGCCUCAAUUCCUGGGAAGAGCUGCGAGCAUCUCCACAGAAGGGAAGGGGGUACAGACUGCAGUGUUAGGGGGGGCCAUGAGUGUGGUUUCAGCCUGUGUCCUCCUCACUCAGGGCCUCAGAGAUGUCGCACAGCACCCCGAGAGCAGCUCCAAAAUGGCAGACUACCGCGAGCGGCUGCGUAACUCAGCGUGUGCAGUGUCCGACGGCUGCACUCUGCUCACUCAGGCACUCAGAGAGCGCUCCUCUCCGAGGACUCUGCCGCCAGUCAACUCUCAUUCUGUGAAUUAGUUUAGGAAGAGGCGACAUGAUGUCCCGUCCCCUCGGUCCUUUUCUGACGUACCAAAGAGACUCACUUGGGUUAUCCCUGUUCAUCAGGUUUGGAGUCCCAUCAGAAGAAGGCUGUCUGUGGGUCAGUACAUGUGGCUGAAGUGUGUUUGAAUGCAGAGGAGCGCUAAUACCGCUACAGGGUUCUGUGUCGCGCUGGAUGUGGCUCAGACCUUGUUCUUACCGGACCCUUGGAGCGCUCUGGGCCUGACUCGGCUCAGCUGACCACGUUCUCACCGACAGAUGGCAGUCUUCAAACCUGAAAAGUUUACCUCAGUUUUCAGCUCCGGUGAAAACACCAGCCUUGAUGAUGGAUGUAGCCUUACUGUGUGAACCUAUGGUUGGCUGACCUACUCGAUUACAUGUGCUUUGUGAGAUUGGAAAGAGUGAUCUGAGUGUCUCAAUGCUUGUUUUUGUUUUCAACUUGUGUGAAUUCCUAAUUGGUAAAAAGCUGCUGUGAGUGUGUGCCAUAGGUUUUACACUAUUUACCAGACUUCCCAUAGUAUUUUAAAGUGUUUUGAUCAUGCAUGUAAUGGAGUAUUUAUUUCAACAAUUAAACAUGUUGUUUCCGA
Anarrhichthys ocellatus (wolf-eel) is the source of this 3310-nucleotide messenger RNA. RefSeq names its product talin rod domain containing 1 (gene tlnrd1). NCBI's taxonomy places the organism in Eukaryota, Metazoa, Chordata, Actinopteri, Perciformes, Anarhichadidae. Bases 1638 to 2702 code for a protein of 354 amino acids. The record is from RefSeq and is a predicted model, not a curated record. Gene Ontology annotation, molecular function: actin binding. The transcript has a single exon.